AUGCAGUUGGUUCCGAAGGAGCUCGACAAGCUCACCAUCGCGCAUCUGGGGUUCCUGGCGCAGCGUCGCCUGGCCCGCGGAGUGCGCCUGAACCAUGCCGAAGCAGUGGCUCUGAUCUCCGCCAAUCUCCACGAGCUCAUCCGUGAUGGCAUCUACUCCGUCGCAGACCUCAUGUCAAUCGGCAAAACCAUGCUAGGCCGGCGCCACGUCCUGCCCUCCGUGGUCGCCACUCUCGUCGAACUCCAGGUCGAAGGCACCUUUCCCACGGGCACGUACCUCGUCACCGUCCACCACCCGAUCAGUAGCGACGAGGGCGACCUCGAACGCGCGCUAUACAGUAGUUUCCUGCCGAUCCCGCCGCGAGAUGCGUUUCCAGACCCAGACCCCAAUGAUUUUCUGCCUGAGAAAAUGCCCGGCGCGAUCAUUCCGGUCAAGAGUGCGAGGGUCGCGUUGAAUGACGGGAGGAGGAGGAUUCGGCUCAAGGUUAUGAGCAAAGGGGAUCGGCCGAUUCAGGUGGGAUCGCACUAUCACUUUGUCGAGACGAAUCCGCAGCUGCAUUUUGAUCGUAUCCAGGCGUACGGAUUCCGUUUGGAUAUCCCCGCAGGCACAUCGGUCCGCUUCGAACCAGGCGACACGAAGACGGUGACCCUCGUUGAGAUUGGCGGGAACCGGGUUAUUCGCGGCGGAAAUUUCCUGGCCAAUGGGCCCGUGGAUCUCAGUCGGACCGAGGAGAUCGUGGAGCGCUUGCAGACGGCUGGGUUUGCGCAUGUACCGGAGCCGACGGCGGAUAGUGCUCUAGUUAGUGGGUUUUCGAUGGAGCGCGAGGCGUACUCGCGCAUGUUUGGUCCGACCACUGGUGACCUGGUGCGACUGGCACUGACGAACUUGUGGGUGCGAAUUGAGAAAGAUCUGACAGUCUACGGGGAUGAGUGCGCCUUUGGUGGCGGCAAGACGUUGCGUGAGGGAAUGGGCCAGGCAUCUGGGAGGUCGGCGGCGGAGUGCCUGGAUACGGUCAUCACGAACGCUAUGAUUAUCGACUGGACCGGUAUCUACAAGGCCGACAUCGGAAUCAAGGACGGUCUUAUUGCGGGCAUUGGCAAAGCAGGCAACCCGGACGUCAUGGACGGUGUGCAUCCGGACAUGGUGGUGGGAGCCUCCACGGACGUGAUGGCUGGCGAGAAUAAGAUCAUCACUGCAGGUGGGAUCGAUACACACAUUCAUUUCAUCUGUCCGCAGCAGGUGGAUGAAGCGCUGGCAUCAGGCAUCACGACCUUCCUGGGCGGUGGCACUGGUCCCACGACAGGAUCGAAUGCGACGACGUGCACACCCGGGCCGAACCAUCUGCGCCAGAUGAUGCAGGCCUGCGAUAGUCUUCCGAUCAACAUCGGCAUCACGGGCAAAGGGAACGACUGCGGGCGGGUGAGCAUCGAGGAGCAGAUCCUAGCUGGAGCAGCCGGCCUGAAACUGCACGAAGACUGGGGUUCAACGCCAGCAGCGAUUGAUACCUGUCUGGGCGUCUGCGACGAGUAUGAUGUCCAGUGCAUGAUCCACACAGACACACUCAACGAGUCCGGGUUUGUCGAGCAAACCAUCGAAGCCUUCAAGGGCCGCACCAUCCACACAUACCAUACCGAAGGUGCCGGCGGCGGCCACGCCCCAGACAUCAUCUCGGUGGUGGAGCACCCCAACGUCCUACCCAGCAGCACGAACCCAACCCGACCAUUCACUCUCAACACGCUCGAUGAACACCUGGACAUGCUGAUGGUAUGCCAUCACCUAUCCAAGAACAUCCCCGAAGACGUCGCCUUCGCCGAAAGCCGCAUCCGCGCCGAGACCAUCGCCGCCGAGGACGUGCUGCACGAUCUCGGCGCCAUCAGCAUGAUGUCCUCGGACUCGCAGGCUAUGGGCCGCUGCGGCGAAGUCAUCCUGCGCAACUGGCACACCGCGCACAAGAACAAGGCGCAGCGCGGACCGUUGCCCGAGGAUGAGGGCACGGGCGCCGACAAUUUCCGGGUCAAGCGCUAUGUGAGCAAGUACACCAUCAACCCUGCUCUGGCGCAGGGCAUGGCGCAUGCUAUUGGGAGCGUGGAGGUAGGCAAGGUCGCAGAUUUGGUCGUUUGGAACCCGAACACAUUCGGAACGAAGCCGGUGCAAGUCCUAAAGAGUGGUUUCAUCGUCAUGGCUGAGAUGGGUGAUCCCAACGCGUCCAUCCCAACCAUCGAACCUAUGAUCGUGCGGCCUCAAUUCGGAGCUCGUCUCCCGAGCGCUUCAAUCAUGUUCGUCUCCCAGGCCUCCAUUGACGCCGGGGUCGUGCAGUCCUACGGUCUGCGCAAGCGCAUCGAAGCCGUUAAGAAUUGCCGCUCUGUCGGGAAGAAAGAUAUGAAGUUCAACGAUGCCAUGCCGAAGAUGAAGGUUGACCCGGAGAGUUAUACCGUCGAAGCGGACGGCAUGCUGUGUGACGCUGAGCCUGCGGCCGAGUUACCCUUGACGCAGGCGUACUAUAUCUUCUAG
This is a messenger RNA of Penicillium lagena, 2511 nucleotides long. Its product is annotated as urease Ure. Gene Ontology annotation, molecular function: nickel cation binding; urease activity. Gene Ontology annotation, biological process: urea catabolic process. Lineage: Eukaryota; Fungi; Ascomycota; Eurotiomycetes; Eurotiales; Aspergillaceae. The coding region runs from base 1 to 2511 and encodes 836 amino acids. The record is from RefSeq and is a predicted model, not a curated record. The transcript has 8 exons. Gene Ontology annotation, cellular component: urease complex.